AUAGCUGUAUAUGUCAUUUAGUGGAUUAUGAUGGUAAGAGUGCUUCAUGAUGAAUAUGCCUGUGAAAACACCUGUUCCACCCAAAACUAGCUGGAAACCUGGUAAAGUAAAAGUAGUCAGAGCAUUAUACAAAUAUACAGCGCAACAAGCAGAUGAAUUAUCUUUCGACGAAGGGGAUAUACUUUAUGUUUAUGAAAAAGAUAUAGACAGUAAUUGGUGGAAAGCUAAAUGUGGAAGUCGUGAAGGCCUUAUACCUGUUAAUUAUGUCGAAGAACAAAUGGAAGAGAUUUUAUUGCCAUUACAUGAAGCUGCCAGACGUGGAAAUGUUUCCUUUCUAAAAGAAUAUUUAAAACAAGGGGUAUCAGGAACUGGUUUAGAUGCAGCAGGAAAUACACCAUUGUAUUGGGCUGCGUGUACUGGUCACAUUGAUUGUGUAAAAGAACUCCUCUCUUUACCAAAUUCUGCGAUCAAUGCACAAAAUAAAGUGGGAGAAACACCAUUACAUAUUGCAGCCAAUCAUGGACAUUUAGAUGUUGUGAAUUUAUUACUUAAAAAUGGUGCUGAUCCAUUCAUAAAAAAUAAUGAUAAACUCACAGCCAAAGAUUUGUCUUCAAAUAUAGCUAUUAAAAAUGCAUUACAAUUAAACCAAUUACAUCGUGAUAUAAAAUGUGGAUAUACAGAUGAUGAUUAUAAUGAUGGAAGCGAUUCGGAAUAAUUUUGUAUUAAAAUUUAUAGAAACUUAAAAAAUCAAAUGAAAAUUUUAAAUAAUGUUUUUUUUUUUUUAAA
Molecule: messenger RNA, 786 nt
Organism: Vespula pensylvanica (western yellowjacket)
Lineage: Eukaryota; Metazoa; Arthropoda; Insecta; Hymenoptera; Vespidae
Product: osteoclast-stimulating factor 1-like
Exons: 5
Coding region: 47-715 (222 amino acids)
Biological process (GO): signal transduction
Molecular function (GO): protein binding
Source: RefSeq, a predicted model, not a curated record